UUUGCAGAAGUGUGCGGACUUCGCUCAACAAAUGGUGCAGACCCUGCAGGAUUCCAACUCCCCGCUGAUUCACUCUAGCUCAGAGAGCCGCAGGUGGCAGGUGGACGGCAGAAUGGUCCCGCAUGGAGAAAACUUGAUGUACUAUUUCCCUGAGGUGGACUGCCGGAUAUCUGUGGAGUCCUGGUACAAAGAAAAGGAUCUUUACAAACCCCGUCAGCCCCUCGCACUCAACAUAGAGUCAGCCGGACACUUCACACAGAUGGUGUGGAAGGAUACAAAGAGCGUGGGGUGUGCUAAGACAGAGAAGUACCUCGCCUGUAUCUAUGAGCCGGCAGGAAAUUGGAAGUCGGUUUUCCUGUUCGAAAGGAAUGUCCAGAUGUAGAGAUCCGGAAACUAAACGUAUCUUCAUUGUGGUAAUGAUAAAUCAAGAACCAUGUUGUUUUCCAAAAGAUCCAACUUUCAAUGCACGCAAAGAUGUGUACAUUUUCAUGACAGAAAAAGAUAAUGAUAGGCCACUGUCUAAAUAGUUCUAACAUGAUAAAGAUAAUAACAUCUAUUACGAAAGGAGAUAAUCACUAAGUAUUUAGGUCAAACUAUGGCAAAACCAAGAUAAAAUGAAGUUACUAACAUUAAAAAUCGAUGAACGAUUAUUCACGCACACCUAUGCAUAAGAGAAAUUCAAGACUACAAUGCAAAAUAAU
This is a messenger RNA of Branchiostoma floridae (Florida lancelet), 701 nucleotides long. Its product is annotated as pathogenesis-related protein 1A1-like. Gene Ontology annotation, cellular component: extracellular region. Lineage: Eukaryota; Metazoa; Chordata; Leptocardii; Amphioxiformes; Branchiostomatidae. The record is from RefSeq and is a predicted model, not a curated record. The transcript is spliced from 3 exons. The coding region runs from base 32 to 382 and encodes 116 amino acids.